AUGUAUGCCAUUGUUGAAUUUACGGCGGCGGAGGAAGUUGAGGUCGUGCCUUGCACGUGGAUGAAUGGUGAAACCUGUCUGUGGCCAAAAGUGCCAUCAGACAGGGCCACUAGAAUGGUUCGACGCGGAACCGCGCCAGAUGCCAGCUUCCAGCCCUAUGCUGCGGUCGUGAAAGGUGUAUUCCGCACAUAUGAAGAAGGACGUGCAAAAUUGGACGAGGCCCGAUUCAGGUCAGAUUUAUCGGGAUCUGAUGAUGGCAGAAAGCGAAAGAGGGCGAAGCCUCUACGCUACAGCUCAGAAUCGGAUUCUGAUGACUUCCCACAUGCCCCCCUGCAGCUUUCUACGCAGCACAAGACACCUUCUAGUCAGGAGACUCAGAUUCUGCCAUUAGAAACGGAAGCUGCGAACGAGGAUGUCAGGCCAAAUGGGGGUUCACAAUCACAGCAAUCCCAAGCUGUGCUGGUAAGUUUUUUAACAGCGAUACUCCGCCUUACUUUACUCAUUCAAUGCUCCAUUUUCCCUCUUACAGAGUUUCAGCGGCGGGUGAUGACCAGCCUAAAUAUUUUAAGGCACAACCAGGCCGAAAUUAUACAGUUGUUGUCAGUUGCCCUCCAGAGAGCCUCUAGUGCUCAAGAAGAAGCAAUGAAGACGCCUGAGCAAGUGCUGCGCUGCCCAUUAGAAAGUGUGCAGGCAGUCCUGGAGUUCAAUGAGACAUUGAAUGAAGCAAAAAGUGAAGCUCUGGUUCUGGAUCUUAUAGCAUACGGAACAAGAACGCUCAACAUGACCAUCAAGGCAAUGAUGGCCUAUUUGAUCAGUGACAGGGCUGCGUCACAAUUCAGCAUGGAUGGCCGUAAAGGCAAGGUUAGGUUUAGAGACCUGAAGCUUUGCAAGGUUCUCUUCUGUAAGUAUACAUAUUUACAUUUGGUAGAGAGUGACUCUACCAAAAGUGACUUGAAGCUCAAAAUGCUCCCAUUUAUUUUAGUGGCUGCUCGGCGGACACGCCAUCACAAAGACUGCACAGUAGAUGACGUGGUGUGCCAAGUAAAGGAGUGGCUGCGCAGGGCAAAAGAAAGGUGUGCAGCCACUGAGAAGAAGGACUGAAAGUGUGUGUGAAAUUGUUUUCUUUGAGUAACCAUUUGGCAGAGCUUAAAGCUAAUGCUUGAAAUGUAGUUUAAUUACUUGUUUGAUUCUUUCAGGUGCUGCAGAGAAACAGGGCCAUCCUU
Molecule: messenger RNA, 1223 nt
Organism: Dermacentor silvarum
Lineage: Eukaryota; Metazoa; Arthropoda; Arachnida; Ixodida; Ixodidae
Exons: 5
Coding region: 1-1101 (366 amino acids)
Source: RefSeq, a predicted model, not a curated record